Molecule: messenger RNA, 2280 nt
Organism: Papaver somniferum (opium poppy)
Lineage: Eukaryota; Viridiplantae; Streptophyta; Magnoliopsida; Ranunculales; Papaveraceae
Product: probable disease resistance RPP8-like protein 2
Exons: 2
Coding region: 124-2142 (672 amino acids)
Biological process (GO): defense response to other organism
Molecular function (GO): ADP binding
Source: RefSeq, a predicted model, not a curated record
UAAUCUUAUCAUAUAGUUUUCAAACUUAACAAUAAUUGAAAAGGCUUAAUUACCUAAACUAACUCAAAUUAUAACUUCUUCAUUUCAGUUCAGUUCAUUAAAUUUCUUUUGCGAGGCAAGAAAAUGGUAGAUGCAGUGAUUUCAUUUGUGGUGGAGAAAUUGGGUGAUGCACUUAUCGGUGAAACAUUUUUCUUACAUAGUGUCCGCAGUCAAGUUGAGAGGUUACGUGGUGAACUAAUAAGGAUGCAGUGUUUCUUAAAAGAUGCAGAUGCAAGAGAACAACAAGGGGACGAGGGUGUUCGCAAUUGGAUUGCAGAAAUUAGAAACAUCGCUUACGAUGCCGAAGAUGUAAUUGACACCUUCCUCCUUAAAGUUAAUUCCACCUGUAAAACUAAAACAGGAAUAAAGAACUUUCUUACAAGAAAUGCUUGGAUGGUCAAGAAUUUGGGACAUCUUCACAGGGUUGGCUAUGAGAUCCAAGCCAUCCAGGCUAGACUCAAAGCAAUAUCUGACAGCAGAGUGACAUAUGGUAUUAAAGACUUGGGCGAUAAAGAAACUUCAAGUUCUGAAACAAAUCAAAGGAUGAUCCAACACCCGUUAAGAAAUUGCUAUUCUCAUGUUGAGGAUGAUCAAGUUAUCGGCUUCGAGGAACAUACGAAGAUAUUAAUUACUGAGUUGAUGAAAGAUGACGAACGGCGUUGCGUCAUAUCUAUCGUUGGUGUUGGCGGUCUAGGCAAAACCACUCUAGCCAAAAAAAUAUAUAGACAUGAUACCAUCAAGAAUCGUUUUGAUUGUUGCGGUUGGAGUUCUAUUUCUCAACAACUUAAUGUGCAAGAUAGUUUAGGAGAAAUCUUGAAGAAGUGUACGACUCUAACUGACAGUGAGCUGCAGAUGCUCAAAGCGAUGAGUGCCACAGAUCUUGUGGAAAAGCUUUACAACUACCUCCAAGAUAAGCGAUAUUUCGUAGUGUUGGAUGACGUAUGGAAAUUUGAUCAUUGGAAUACUCUAAGCCCUGCAUUUCCAACCGGGAAGAGAGGAAGCAAAGUGUUAUUGACAACUCGGAACAAAGAUGUCGCUUUACUGGUAGAUCCAUGGAGCCUUCACUUCCAACCUCAACAUUUAACCGAUGAGGAGAGUUGGGAAUUGCUUUGUAAAAAAGCAUUUCCAGAUAAUACCACAGGCGUCAAUUGCUGCCCAGCACGUUUGGAGAAGUUGGGAAGGGAAAUGGUGCGUAAAUGUGGUGGUCUGCCGCUGGGUAUAUGUGUGCUUGGAGGGUUAUUAGCAACAAAGAGAUCAGAAAUCAAGCAAUGGGAACUUGUUCAUAGAGACGUUAUUUCGUACAUUAGUAAAGGCGAAAAUGGAGGUGUGAUGGGAAUAUUAGCAUUGAGUUACCACGAUUUGCCAUGCCACCUAAAACCAUGUUUUCUCUAUUUAGGUUUGUUCCCAGAAGACUAUGCUAUUCCAAGAAAGAAACUGAUCCCAUUGUGGAUUGCCGAGGGCUUCAUACCACAAACGCAGGAAAAAUUACAUGCAAAGAUGGAGGAUAUAGCGAAGCACCAGUAUUUAGCAGAGUUAACUCAGAGGUGUAUGGUUCAAGUCAGCUACGAAUUUUUUGUAGGGGAAGGCAUGAUUAAAACAUAUCGAAUACAUGAUCUUAUGCGAGACCUUUGUUUGUCAGAAGCGAAGGCAAUGAACUUCCUUGAUAUUCAUAAUCAGCAGCAACAUUGCACUAGUGGUGUAACAUCGACUAAUGCCAAGAAAUUGCGGAGCAUGUUCGAAGAGGACCCGAUGGCAACUGUUCAAUAUCUCCCAAACUUAAAGGAUUUAAGCAUGCAACGUGUUUACGAUGGCGAGAAAAUGGUAUGCUCUUCAGCAGGGUUCCCUCAAGUCCAAAUUUUAACCUUCACUGAGCAUAAAAAUCUAAAGGAGUGGAGAGUCGACCAAGGUGGAAUGCCACAUCUUAAGUACUUGACCAUUAUGAAAUGUAAGAAACUGAGUAUGCUUCCUGAAGGUUUGAGGUUCAUCAUUUCCCUAGAGCAAUUGAAUAUUUUAGGAAUGCCAUUGGUAAAAGACAGGAUUGUGAAAGGAGUAGGAGAGGACUGGUACAAAGUUCAACAUGUACCCUCCAUUACAGCUCAGUAAAUGUAGCAAUAGCGAUGAGGAUGAGAUUACUAUUCUGUUGUACUCUUCUUACUUGAUUUCUUGAUGUCUUUUUUCUUUCUUUUUCUGAACCAUGUAUUUUAGAAAAUCACCAACCAUUUUAAUAUAAAAGAGGUAUAA